CUAGAUCUAGAUCUAGUGAAUCAAGGUCUAGUCUAGAUCUAGAUCUAAAAAUCUAGAUCUUCUACUCUCGACUGAGGCGACUGGCGAUGGCGAAAUGAAGUCGAACCUGCUGCUCAAGAUAUCAUCUGUCUCCUGUUCCACACACAUCUAUGCUGGAGUUCUGUGAGGUAUGACGAGAGAAAAAUGACAAGCGAAUUGAAAAGUUUGUUCCACAUUUGUCUGGAUUAUAUCUCAAAGAGUCUCAACCAUGUGGAAUCACUUCAUGGAUUUCCAGAUGUGGUCGGGAAACAAAUAUUUGAAUCCGCUACUCAGAGGGGACACUUUUCUAACCUGAGGAGUAAAGAGAGUUCUUUGAAAGAUUUACAACUCUUCUUCACUGCGUACGGCACGUCUGGAAUCCUGGAGCGCCUGGACCUUCGAAACUGCCAGCUGUUUCUCAAUGACACGGUAGAUGACCACUGGUGGCUGUAUCACGGUCUCACUAGGCUCAACUUGACUGCAUGUGGCUUGGGGGACAGCCAUGACUUGCUGCCUCAACUGACUACUAUGAACAGACUGAAAACAUUGGUGCUAAGAAAUAAUGGACUCUCUGAUGAAGGCAUACGCAAAAUGACUACAAGGAUGAGAAUGUACGGUCUGUCAUCUGUAGAGUUGACCCACCUGGAUUUGUCAGAAAACAUCAAGAUAACUUCGAGGUCGCUCAAGUUUCUUGUCAGCUUCCGAAAGUUGCAAGUCUUAAAUGCCACAAACACAGCCAUUCGAGUGACUGAGCCUCACUCGUUGUGGAAGCGUCAUGACGACACUUGUCCGGACGUCAUCGACUGUUGGGAGGUUGGCACCUCAGGCUGGGCGGCUCAAGUGGUGGACAGCUGGGUACAGGAGUACGAGAAUCCUGUCACUGGAGUGACCAGUGGACGGUCUGGGGCUAGUCUGUGUCUGAGGCAGACUUCAGGAUCUGACGAGAUCACGACAAGCUUUUAUCCAAAAAAGAGGCUGCCGGUCAACGUGACAAGUUCUCUAGACUCUCCGGCCCGGGGCGUUUCGGGUUGUCUGUUCUUGAUGUCCCCGUUUGUUCAAUGCACGUGUCGACGUCAACAGGGAACUCAGCGUUCAUCUGUUGGUGACUCGAGAGGUCAGCGUUUCUCGCAAGAUUCUCUGGCUGGUCUGGGACUUUACGUGGAUGAAGACAGCGACUUUGAGUUUUCUAUUGCUCCACAUAAAAAGAGAAAAAGGAAAGCUUCGUCAGAGCAAGGAUUGCCAUCUUCUCCUUGUGGUUCGUGUCCCUCUGGUUCAAAGUGUUCAAAAGCUUGUGCAAACAAACUUCGUGGAGUACCAAAGAGGCAAAUGGGAAGUUUUCAUGAAAUUGGAUUAUGUGAUUUCGAGAAUGUGAACAAUUCUGGUGUCUGUUCUACGGAAAGGAACACCGAAAGUGAACGGGAGAACACAGCACAGGACGACAGCGCGUGGCUUCUGUCACAGUACACAAAGGGCUCGCCCAAACAACGCACCUCUCGCAACGCCAAGCUUUCCCUGCUCAACAAAAUGGAUGGCUUUGUCUGAAAUGUUUCAUUCUAUGGAUACACACUUUUUUAUCAGGAAAAGGAUAACCAUACACAGCUUUUCUUCAACUGCAAGAACAGUUGAAAUGUUUAGCUUGUGUUGCUGUAUAUUUCACAUGAUACUCAGAUACCUUAAGCUUGGCAGGUAGUUAGAGGAGGCCUCUGAUAGGUCUUACUUCUUUUGUAUCCCUCUGUUUAGUUUGUCUAUCCAUAUUUUUCGUAGCACUCAGUCACUGUUAUUUUGUCAAUGUGCUUCUCUAAACUCAAACUCCAGGCUUUGCUUAACACCUUUGUUGCCCUAUGAAGUACCCAGUAAUUUUCCGCUUUGUGCAGUAAUGAACGUCACAGAAGUUGUCAAAAUUUGUUACUCCUGGUUGCCUAUGAUGUUAUAUCAUGUGAAUCAUGCUUAUCAUUUCGCUCUAGUUCUUCUGUAUGGAGAUUUAGCCACAAGCUCAGCAUGAGCAUGGAUUUUUUUGAAAUUUUAAAUGUGCAAAUUGGUACCCGGUACCAAAUUUGCUAGUAUCAUAAUAAUACUGCGCAUGUGCACACCAAAAGGUCGCUGGAGGGGGGGGGGGGGUUUGCAGGCUGCUAAAUUUACAAAAAUAAUGGUUUCCAACAGUUUUUAGUACCAAAAUCAUUCUCAGCACACUUUAAAAAACCGUGAAUGUGCCGAAAAAGUCUAGAAUGGGUUUGGGCCUUUUCUAUAAAUUUACCCAAAAAUUUUGAAAACUCAAAUCCAAGCACACACACAUUUGACUCUAGUGAAAUUGCCUAGAUGAUAAAUCUAUGUUUAAACACAUUUUUUAAGCUGCAUUAAUUUUCAUCACCUUCCAAUUUUCUUGUUAUGUCUAGUCCAAACUACUGUUUUGACAAAUGUUAUUUGGUCUGCAAACUGUUCAACUGUUUUAAAAGCCCAAAUGCUAAAUUUUUCAGGAGGAAAAAGGUGCUUUAUUCUUUUUGGGAGUUGCAUCUAAAUCAUUAUGUUAUAUAUGUGGCAUGACGCGGUGUAAUCAGGUGCUUGUCAAUUUUGGGGCAUAUGGAGUUAUUGAUAUCUGAAAGCACAUUUGUCUUGCUUUCGAUAAA
Molecule: messenger RNA, 2642 nt
Organism: Aplysia californica (California sea hare)
Lineage: Eukaryota; Metazoa; Mollusca; Gastropoda; Aplysiida; Aplysiidae
Exons: 7
Coding region: 184-1560 (458 amino acids)
Source: RefSeq, a predicted model, not a curated record